Molecule: messenger RNA, 1155 nt
Organism: Ceratosolen solmsi marchali
Lineage: Eukaryota; Metazoa; Arthropoda; Insecta; Hymenoptera; Agaonidae
Product: leucine-rich repeat-containing protein C10orf11
Exons: 4
Coding region: 362-1063 (233 amino acids)
Molecular function (GO): protein binding
Source: RefSeq, a predicted model, not a curated record
AACUAGGAGCUGGGAUCUACAGGCAAAGAUGUAUUGAGGAAAGUGAGAAAGAGACGUAUUCUAUGAAGGUAAUGACAACCGUAUUUUAUGGAAUUAUUUAAAAUACAAAAGACAUAAUAGAAAGACGUUAUUUCCAAAUGGUAAUGGAGUGAACUAUUUUGUUUUUUUUAAAUAUAUAAAAUAUUUUUCUACUAUGAUUCUUAAUUUUUCAUUGGAAAGAGUUUAAAUGAUAAGAAAUGCAAUUAAAUAAAACUCUGGACUGCACGAUGUUUGUAUACAGCAAGGAAGAAGAUGCAGAGAAAAAAGGUUGGCCUAUUAUUAUGAAUUACAAUUAGAAGCGGAAGGUAUAGAAGAGCUAGCUAUGACAUCCUUAGGAAAACUUGUUUUUGUCGAUACUCAUUCUAGACAAUCGAAACUAUCGCUUUCAAAUACUUCCUCUCAAAAUUUAAAUAAAUCAUUGUCACUUGCCUUUGAAAAUCUUUUCUAUAUGCCUUAUGAUAUUAUUGAAACUUAUGGAAAUACUGUUCUUACAUUGGACAUUAGUCACAACAAAUUUAGCAGAAAUUUACAUUUCCUGGCUGAAUUUGAAAAUUUGACUUCCUUAAAUUUGGAUUAUAACGAUAUUGAUGAUUUCACAACUUUUCUCUACAUGCCAAAACUACAACUUCUCUGGCUGAACUAUAAUAAUAUUAAAAACUUAUAUCCAUUUUUAAAAAAUUUAUAUACAAGUUUGCCCAAUCUAAGAUAUUUGUGUCUCAUGGGAAAUAAAGCAGCUCCAAGUUAUUUUAAUGGUGGAACUUUUUAUGAUUAUCUUCAAUACAGGUUAUUUGUAAUUUCAUGGUUUCCACGACUGGUACACCUAGAUGAUCGUGUUAUCACAGCUGAACAACUUACCGAAGCCAAAAGGCUAUUCAAGAGGCCUAUUUUUGAUCAAUUAGUUGAAAAAACACCACUUCCUAAUUGUUUAAAAUUAUUACAUAAUAAAUUAACAGCAAUGUUCUUCAAACCACUUGUACUAUCGGAACAGUUCAAAUCGACUAAAACAGUAAAUCUUAUAAUCUGAAUCAGUAUUAUUUAAAAGUAAAAAUUUAGUUUACAUUUGGCUAUGUCUACAUUUUUAUAGAAUAUGGGAUAAUACGAGAAAUUACUGUUAAU